Messenger RNA from Anopheles stephensi (Asian malaria mosquito), 2628 nucleotides. RefSeq lists its product as uncharacterized. The record is from RefSeq and is a predicted model, not a curated record. The coding region runs from base 523 to 1128 and encodes 201 amino acids. The transcript has 3 exons. NCBI's taxonomy places the organism in Eukaryota, Metazoa, Arthropoda, Insecta, Diptera, Culicidae.
CCCAGGUGUGCACUUUUGCUUUCGGAGUUUACCCGCGAACAGUCGCAUCGAACUGUCGGUUUACAAAGCUGUUCCGCGCGUACCGCGUAAACACAUCGAUCGUGCGUGAUCGACUCAUCGCAGUGAGGCAAACCUGAUUGUAGCUACUAAGUGCAGAAGAAUCAAAGAAAACCCAGCUUCAUUUUACGUGUGCGAGUGAGUGUUAAACAUCUUCAUUUAACGAAAUUCAACGGUGCCAAGAGGAUCUAGAUCGUGGCUGUAGUGGCUGCUCACUGUUCAAAGCCCCGCUCUCAAUGAUCAAGAGCUGACGGUUGGCUUCGGUUCAAGGUGGAUUGGAAUCGAACAGCUGCAAAACACAGCAUUUAGUACCACGAAAGAAAAGUUGACCGUCGUGACACGAUUGCGUGCCCGCAGUGUGGUGAAUGUCACAUUACUUAACCCGUGGGAUUGGUGCGAAAGUUUCCGAAAUCCGAAAGCUGUGUUGCUGAGCUACGUGUGGCAUUUGUAGUGCAGGAAAUUAUCAUGGAGGUAGCGUGGCGUUUCCGGAUCAUAUUUGUGAUGGCGUUCGUAGUGAUCAUAUUCGGCGAUCUGCUCGGAUACGGUGGCUCUCGCAAAGAACCGAAAGAUAAAUCACUCCUGUCAGGGUUUACCGAGGUUGAGACCGAUACGUCCAAGAUGAUUCCUAGCGGAGCGAAGGAACCUGCACCGAGUGCUCAAACCCGAACCAAUCCUUCCAACGAGCUCGGUGACAAUGUUGACGGUGACUUCGACCAGGAUCAAGACACGGCCGGCCUCUCGUCGGCAGAGCUGGCGGCACGCAAGGAAAAGCUGAAGAAUUCGCUCCGGGAAGCGUGCCUUCCGAAGCUGCUGUGCGAGAUGGCGGCCAAGCCCAACUACUCGCUAAACGUCCGCGAGCGGGAUCUACUCUCACUGAUAAGGUCUACUACCUUAUCGCUGACGAUGGCUGUGAGUCCGACGAAAUGGCACUUUGCCGCUCACAUGGGACAGCUGCUAAGGGACGCUGGCGAUGCACUGGUCACGCCGAUCGGAUGCUCCCAUCUGUGGCCGAGCUGUCCGUACAGUUCGAAAAAGUUGCUCAAGCUUACGAAUGUGGUGCACCUGAAGUAAUUCGCAAAACUUGCACUUGAAAUGCCAAAACCAGGAACACAAGCGUUACCAGGCGUUACGUCGUGAGGAUGAGAUCAGCGAGAUGGAUGUCAAGAGUCUGUCUGGGAUUUCUAAGACAGACGGCUGCUUCCUACCGGGAAAAAACGACUUCACAAAGCUUUCUUCGUCACGGAGAUCACCAAACACGGCGGAUAAUGCUCCGGAACUGAUCACUAAAACCCAUCACAUCGUGUAAAAUGCAUGCGAUACGUAACGUUCGAGAGUCAAUUGUUAAUUGUACCGGCUGCUGUUUGCUCGCAGUAGCCAGCUUUAGUUUUAGCGAUGCUCUACGUGGAUAGGGCAAUAUAGUGUCUAAUGGGGGGUUGUAAAGAAAAAACAACAAUAGCAACCAACUGCCCUCUCCCCCCAGUUGACCUUAUACGGUUGAUUAGGUUUAGUGAGCUGAUGCUCGCUCGUUGGUCCCAAGCGCUCCACUUCAACUCAUCAACCGUUGACAUCACUCACCGGUACCGUUCAAGCAUCACAACAGAGUCUGCCUUCGAAUACCCGAUUGAUCGCUGCUAGUGUAACAUUCCAGUGGCGGAUGCUCAUCUUAAGCCAUCAUCAUUAGCUUCCUGCUUCCGCGUGUGCUGGGAUCGUGCGCGUGUGAACGAGUUGAGUUUUAACCGCUUAACAGCCACACGUGCGAAUGAUUCGAUUACGGACCCUUCGUCGUACUCGCAUCGCACCUAAUUUAUGAGUUUUAUGCGUGCGCGUGUGUGUGUGUGUGGAGAAAAGGCGUAUAAAUUGGGUGUGUGUGAUUGAACACGCAGCUACAGAUGGUUACACGGAACCAUCACGGACGGUUAAAACCGUUUCGGUGAACCGUAAAAUGUGAUCGAUAAAACGUUGCCAAGUGUGAAAAUAAUGGCAACACUGUAAUAAAUUUCUAUAGGCUCUUUAGGUAGGUAGGUAGGAUAUGAAUAAAUUAUCAUCCCAGAAGAAAAUGGCCGGGAAGGAUCAGGUGCCAGAGAGAACAGGCGAGAAAAAAAAUACAAUAAUUAAGUGCACUUAACUCUAGCGUCAUGAAAAUAUUGCAAAAAUGAAACAUUGAAAUGUUCUUUAGGAAAAUGCAGCUACCGGCGGCAAUGAACUGUUAACUGUUGUAAAUAAAUAAAACCCACACAAUGUUGACCUAGUGUAUAAUUAAAAAAAGGCUCCAUCCGGGGAAUGUGUAUUGAACUGCGUUAUAGAUUUUUCUCCUCUUUCGUAGAUCCUACCCUCACGUUUAACAAAUGGCUACAUGCUAGCGAAUCUGUUCCAAGACCCCAAUGAACAUUUAGGUGAGAGCAGAACGUUUUAUAAUUAUAUUGUAAUAUUGAGCAAAGCAAACCGGGGCUGGUGUGUAAGUAAACAAAAUUCAAGCGUUCAUCUUUUAGCUCUUUCUAGAGGGCAUCGAAGUAUGCUUGUGUGCCAUACGCCUCGCUCCGCGACUGAAAUAUAGCUCAAAAUUUAAAUUCA